AUGGAAGGAAAGUACAGCCGAGGGGAAGAGAGGAGGCCUUUGGGUUUUCCAGGCUUCUUUGCACUGUGUUGCUGUCAGAAAAAGAAUAGAGAAGAGACACCCUUGGGUUUCUGCGAUAUGAAGGCACGGAGAAGCAACCUGUGCUUUGGAAGGGAGGAUCCUGCUUAUUUAGACAUGGCGUAUUUUCCUGACAAUGAUCUGCACAUGGCGGCCUGUGCGGGAGAUCUACCCUAUGUGCGAAUGUACUCCACUCUGGGUAAAUACGAAGUCAAUCACAGAGACAGGGAGAAUAGGAAUGCCAUGCACUUUGCCUGCUUCUAUGGACAUUUAGAAUUGGUGAUAUAUCUCUGGAGACGUGGCUGUGAGAUUAAUGUGUGUGAUAAUCAUAACAUCACACCCCUGAUGAAGGCUGUCCAAAGCUGGGAAGAUGACAUCGUGUGUUUUCUGCUAGAGCACCAUGCUAACCUGCACAUUAAAGACAGCAGGGGUAACACUGCUCUGCACUAUGCUGUCUAUGGCGGGAAUUCAGCAACGGCUGCCAUACUGCUACAGUAUGGAGCAGAUAUUGAGGAAAGGACAAAAGACAACCUCACACCACUCUUGCUUGCUCUAAGGGAGAACAGACUGAAGAUGGCACAAUUCUUAGUAAGGAUGGAAGCAAGCGUGCAUGCAGUUGACUCACAGAGAAGAAAUUCUCUCAUGUAUGCUGUAAGGUGUGACUCGCCAGUUAUGGUCAACCUUAUUCUUCAACAAGGUGCCGACACAAAUUUGAAAGAUUUAUUUGGAUGGACUGCUUUACGUUAUGCUAUUGAAGGUGAUCGUGAUGUGAGGACAAUACUUUUGGAGUACAAGUAUAACCUGAUACAAAGCUUAAGAAAGACAAAUCGAGCAUUUCAGAGUUCUGAAAACUCUUCAAUCAGGCCUAUCAACAAAGCUGAUGCUGAAGUGACCUCACCUACGGCAAAUGAGAAAGUGAUUGAAAUGCAAGACCCUUUUACAACCAAUGAAGCAAGCAUGGAGAAGAUACAAACCUGCAGACCAGGUAAAUUUAGAAACAAACUCUGA
Molecule: messenger RNA, 1065 nt
Organism: Mus pahari (shrew mouse)
Lineage: Eukaryota; Metazoa; Chordata; Mammalia; Rodentia; Muridae
Product: putative ankyrin repeat domain-containing protein 19
Exons: 9
Coding region: 1-1065 (354 amino acids)
Molecular function (GO): protein binding
Source: RefSeq, a predicted model, not a curated record